AUGGACGGCUCUCAGUAUCCGACGAAUGGUAUAAACGGGUCAUCUGGGGCACAGACAUACCCUUCUCCCAGCGACAUCUCCCCGAAUCAACUGCAGACGGGAUCACCACUUCCCCAGACCCUGCCGCCUCUGCAGCCUCCAACUGCGGCCAUGCAGCCUCUCUACGGUAGCCACCCGCACACGCCGCGGACCAGUACUCCCAACACGCCAACCUCGGCGUCCAACCUGCCGAGCUACCAAAACACUUCGCAACCUGCGCCGCGACCCGCCGUUUACUCGAUGGCUCAAAACCCAUAUCCUCCCAACCAAGGCUAUGGCACUUCGGCGCCCAUGAUGCCUCAGACGACCACGGCCGCCUCUCAUGCGCAGCCUAUUGCUCCCGCCCCAGCUGGUGGGCGAGGUCCUCCAGUCCUUCGUCCUAUGCCACCCGGGGGCAUCAUGGCGCAACCCGGCGUCUCCUCGCCUUAUGGACCUGGAUCGAUGAUGCAGCCAAACAAUGUUCUUCACGAGGGCGACCAACCAACCCAUGUUGUAGGAUCCCAGGGUCGCCGAGGAAUUCUGCCCAGCGCACCGGGCCGUCCGGCCGCCCCCACCGCUGGCACUGGCGCAAAGAACAACAUCAUUCCCGUCAAGGAUGCCGACGGCAAGUUCCCUUGCCCACACUGCACCAAGACUUACCUGCACGCGAAGCACUUGAAGCGCCAUCUUCUUCGUCACACUGGCGACCGCCCUUAUAUGUGCGUGCUUUGUCGUGAUACGUUUUCCCGAAGUGACAUCCUGAAGCGCCACUUCCAAAAGUGCUCCAUCCGUCGUGGGAACCCCACGGGAGCGAGCCACUUGUCCCACCCUCAGGCUCACGUUAAGAAGAACACCCAAGCCCAAAAGGCCGCUGGCCUCGGCAACGAGGGAGACAUGCAGCACCUCAAUGGCAUGAACAACAUGCCGGCUGAUGGCAUGGUUCACCCCUUUGGCAUUGUCCCCGUCAACGACGGCAUGAGCAACAUGCCCGGCGACCAGAACCAGCUUUCUCGGUCCAACAGCCACGGCGGCCAUCCCCAAGAUCGUAACAAUAUGGCUCCGAGCAUGGGUGCCCCUCAGCCCUAUGGCGCCAACGUCUCCAACUCGAUGAACAACCAGCAGAUGCCCAGCUACAGCAUGCCCCCGGGUCAGAACGGAAUGCCCAUGUAUGGUGGAUCUAACGGGAACCAACAAUCUGGCCUAGAUUGGUCUCAGAUGUUCCAGUCUGGUGCGCAUCAACCCCUCAACAGCAAUCUCUUUCAUCCUCCUAAUCGUGGGCAGACGCAGAUCGCAACCAAAACCGGGCCUAAUCACGAUUCGGGGGCGGCGGAUUGCAGCUCCAGCGAUCCCGUCCGCUACUCCUUGUGGGGCUUAUCGCCGAAUACCCAAACUUCCUCCUCUCAACUUUCCAACCAGAUUCUAAACUUCCUGUACCCUCCGAACGAGGCGAUUGACCCUACACUCACGGGCAUGAACCCCUACUUUUCUCCUGACAAUACUAAAGAUUUCAUUGAUCAGUACCCCCACUUCCACAAGCAUGUCCCGCUAGUCCACCCGAGCACGUUGCAGAUACUGGAGGCGCAUCCCGGGCUGACGGCGUGCAUGUGCUGCAUUGGCGCGUGCUACUCGAAGCGUGUCGUGCUUUCAGACGUCCGGGACAUGAUGGAGGCUCUUUGGACCGCCAUGGAGCGUGACUACCACAUCCUUUCCGAAGAGAGCUUGCAAGACGGGCACGUCGCCCAAGUCUGCGAAUCCAGCGUCGAAGAACUCCAGGCAGUCCUGCUGACAAGCAUUCUUCAUCUGGGUAACGGAACUUGGCAACAGAAGCAGCGUGCCCUGCACAAAUGGCCCAUGGUUGCGGCGCAGGCCCGCCGUUUGGGCUUGCUUGUCCUAUCCGGGGAUGCGUCGGCUUACUCUGUGACGCGUCCGCGUCGUUGGAAACCCGGCUCGCGCGAGACAAUGCCGGCCGAGUUUGACUGGGUGGCGUGGAUCGGCCAGGAAAAACGCGUUCGCUUGAUGCACGCUCUUCUCGCAUACGACGCCAUUUCCGAGUCUGUUUUUGGCUGUCCAGCCCAGUUCGACCCAUCGGAAGCCUACAUACCACUCCCCUGCGAUGACGCUGCCUGGAACGCCAGAAGCAGGGACGAAUGUCGUCGCGCCCUCGGGCUGAUCCAGGAACGUUCGUCUACCGCCCCCCUGUUCUCGGGUGCAAUGCAUCGCGUGGCCGGACCGGAAUUCCAAGCCGCCCGCCACGUGCUCUUUGAUCGCGGCGUUGAGCUCAAACCAGGCAGCAUCAAUGUUCUCGGCAAAAUAGUGCUAGGCAUCACCCUCAUCGCGACCAUCCAACAAGCAUUCAAGACGGGCAACGUAAACUUGACACUCUCGGGGGGUGAGCUGAUGUCCUUGGACUGGGUCGUGCCCAUGCAAGGCGACAACCCCUGGACAUGCCCGCCAAUGCCGCCGCAGGCGAGGCUCAAUUUGGACUCUGAAACGGCGUCCUUGCUGCUGUCUGCAGUAGACAAGCUGCAGAGGAGUUGGCAUCAAGACAUGGCAGCAGGCAUCCCCUACGAUGGGAAGAGCGAUGCAGUGGUUCGGAACGGCUUGACGCUGCCUGCGAUGGCGCAUUACUUGCUGUCAAGGGCUCCGUGUGCAGAUUCGGAAACGAACAACAAGGCUCGGGCUGGCGGCAUGUGCAAUGCCUGGCACUUUGUAUGGGGGAAAAUAUCAGAACUCGGAUCCAACAACAACAACAACAACUGCAACAACAACAACAACAUUGGAGAUUUAUCAUGUGAAGUACAGGAAGCCAACAAACACGUUGGCGAUGAGGAAUGGAACUUUGAAUUGGCAGGAAUUUUUGGCUCAGUCCCACAUGAGUCGGAUGGCGCUGGAACAGCUUGA
Messenger RNA from Ustilaginoidea virens, 2919 nucleotides. RefSeq lists its product as uncharacterized. The transcript has 2 exons. The coding region runs from base 1 to 2919 and encodes 972 amino acids. NCBI's taxonomy places the organism in Eukaryota, Fungi, Ascomycota, Sordariomycetes, Hypocreales, Clavicipitaceae. Gene Ontology annotation, cellular component: chromatin. Gene Ontology annotation, biological process: regulation of transcription by RNA polymerase II; DNA-templated transcription. Gene Ontology annotation, molecular function: RNA polymerase II cis-regulatory region sequence-specific DNA binding; zinc ion binding; DNA-binding transcription factor activity, RNA polymerase II-specific. The record is from RefSeq and is a predicted model, not a curated record.